UCUGCCCAUGGAGGAAGGAUGCAUCAAGAACGAGUGUUUCACUAACGAAUAAAUCAGAGUAGCUGAGUGUAGUCGGAGAAAGUCGUAUUGAUAGGGGUAAUGUUGUCAUUAUAGAUAGAAGAGAGUGCAAGCCAAGUGCCUAGAGAGCUUGCAGCCCCAGGGUGAGAGUGGUAGUUGCAGUUGCUGGUGGGGAUUCGUCAAUAGCCGUGGAUUAAUGGUAGUUCCUAAUAAAUAUAAAACAAAUAGAAUAAUCAAAAUUUGUUCGAUUUUGUCGAUGCAUAGUGGUUGAACUUUGCGAUGUGGAUGUACGAGUCAAGUGGAAGUUCGUGGUGCUCGUGUAACAAACUCUAAAUAGAAAAAAAAUAUUCAAACCCAAUGGCGAAUUGAUAGUGUGUGUUUGUGAGUGUGUGGCGCGGUGACACCCGCCGUGGGAUAUGGUUCGUGUGCGUCUUAAAUAUGGGGGUCAGCUGCGGGUUUGGAAACCGCCUAUCAUUGUCUUCCUGCUAAUUCAUCUACUCUUCUUAUUCAAUUCGGUGUUAUCUGCUUCCUCAUGGACGGCCAUCAAUCCCGUAUGGGAGGUGAAAAAGCUCUCCCAUGACACCCCCCUGAACUACCCCUAUUCAUUAUUGUUUCCUUUCAUAGAUUUUUCAUUAUCUGCUAGCCCCCCUAAUCCAACUGGUGAGAUGUUUUCUAAAGGCAUCCUCGUUUUCAACGCAUUUGGGCAAACCUUUCGUUUACUGCUUCAUGAAACAGAGCACUUAAUCCACGAUGACUUCACGACGCACCACCACGAACCUCAUAAAAAUGACACAAUCCCCAAUUCCAGUCACCUACAGGAAAUCCUACCUCCGGAAACACGACAUCAGAUCAUCGAGCACAAAAUAGGAAAACAGGUAAGGACGCGCAGAUCCAUACGGAGAAAGAGAAUCCAGAGACGAAAAACAUCUUCAGAUGGCAGACGAAGCCGUGUUCCGGAUUGGCAAGCUUCGUACCGGUGUGCCAUUAGAUAUUAUUAUCAGGGUUCUGAAGGUUGCCAUUGGCAAGGUCACCUAAUAGAUUCGAAGGAUUCCCGUACUGCACUCAGUACUUGUCCUCAGCUCGGGGGCAUUAUUUGGGAUAACGACGAAGUGUAUCAUCUUCACUCGAACGGAACACAUUCUCUCAUAUUAAAAGGAGGUAGUCUCGAAAUUCCCACGCACUUUAAAUGCGGAUUCAGUGGAACGAUAAAGUCGGUACGUUUUCCUCUCGGAGGUAAAACCUCGGACAAAAAAAAUAGACGCAAACGAGGAAUUGCAGCAUUAACAACGCUAAAAAAAGGCCCUUCAGGCGCCAACGGACGGUCGCGAUUCGUCGAGAUGGUUAUGGUUCACGACUAUAAGCAGUUCGUCAAAUUUGAAAGGGACGAAAAGAAACUAUUUGAGCGAAGUAAACAAGUGGCGAAUAUUGUGAACGCCCUGUACGCGCCACUUAAUAUCUUCGUAAUUCUGGUCGGUGUCAAAGUGUGGUCACAACGGGACGAAAUCGAGGUCGAUCUCAAUGCGGAGAAGACUCUCGAUAAUUUCCUUCGGUAUCGAAUGGAAGUUCUUGCACGCAGUAUGCCUAACGAUAAUGCUCAACUAAUCACGGACGUGACGUUCGAUCAAGAUGUAGUCGGCAAGGCGCUAAAAGGUCCAAUCUGCACGUUCCGAUAUUCUGGUGGCGUGAAUAAGGAUCACCACGAGUCUGUUGCCGUCGUGGCUACGACCAUCGCGCACGAACUGGGACACAAUUUUGGUAUGGAGCACGAUGAUCUGGGGCAGUGUCAAUGCCCCCAGUCUCGCUGCCUCAUGUAUCCAGCGUCAAAUAUUAAUAUACCGCCAACGGCCUGGUCGUCCUGCUCGAUUGAAGCCAUUAACGUGACAUUCUCACAGCAUAUGGACCACUGUCUGCACAAUCUGCCUAAAAGAAUCGUUGGCCCCUCGUGCGGUAACGGCAUUGUCGAGGAAGGCGAAGACUGCGAUUGUGGGCCGGAAAACUUGUGCAUGACGAGAUGCUGUGAUGCCCGAACUUGCAAACUGACGCAGGGUUCGGUCUGCGGCCAUGGUGCCUGUUGCGACCUUGAGACCUGCAGGCCGAAACCUCCUGGAUUAAAAUGCCGGGUCGAGAACGGUGAAUGUGAUCUAUCCGAGCACUGCGAUGGGAAACGGCCCGAUUGCCCAGCAGACGUCUUCAAGGCCAAUGGAGUGAAAUGCGGUGACGGAAACGCAUACUGUUUUAUGGGUUCGUGUUCGAGCCACGAGAUGCAAUGCAAGAAGCUUUGGGGACCCACAGGAAGAGUCGGACACCGUUCUUGUUUCGACGCUAAUAUGAAUGGCACACAGUUCGGAAGCUGUGGAUAUGAUAAAAUUCGAAAUAUCUACGCGAAAUGUAAAUCCAAAGACGCGCUGUGCGGCACACUUCACUGUACACAUCUAAACGAGCGACUCGAAUAUGGGAUGCUAUCAGCCGCUAAAGUGUCGAGAUUCUUUCUCAGAAUCGGGAAGGAUACUCAUACUUGCCGUUCGGCAGUCGUGGAUCUAGGUGCAACCGAUCCGGAUCCCGGCCAGGCAGCUAACGGCGCUGCAUGUGGUUUCAACCAGGCGUGCUUGAACGCUCGCUGCGUCGAACUCGCCCAGUUGGAGUCCCCGCCUUGUGAGUACGGCUGCUUCGGUCACGGGACUUGCAACCAUCUGGGACACUGCCAUUGCGAUAACGGCUUUGCACCUCCAUACUGUAACUUCCCCGGAAACGGGGGUUCUAUUGACAGUGGACCGCUUAGCAAUCCUAACGAUGUGUCAUAUACGACAACGAUCAUUUUGAGCGUCAUCUUCCUGUUCUUAGCACCGCUUGUCCUGUUUUUCGUCUCAUGGACAAUAUUUUCGAAGAAAGAUCUUUUGGCUAAGUGGCGUCUACGGCGUCGCAAGCUUGCUGUUAAACACGCAGCUCGCCAAGGUCCCCUAUUAAACCUCUACGAUAAGACCCAAAUCCCCAAGACGGUAACCGCGGUUGGGCCGAGAAUUAUGGCUAAAGGCAGAUCCCACCAGACAACAGCAAUCAAUGACGAACAAAACGGCGGACCGUACGCAAACAUACAGAUGCUUGCCAAUGGGAAGCUGUCAAUCGAAUCUAACGUCGAUUGUCGGGCUGUUAUUAGGCCUGCUCGACCAGCCCCCCCUCCACCGCCUGGGAAGGUUCGCCCUCAGGUCACUGACACCCCGACAUCAAACCUACCAACUGAGAUCGGUGUACAAAUAACGCCACCUCAACACCAGCCACCACAACUACCGCAAAUGUACAGUCAGCAACUAAAGCAGGCUACACCUCAACUAAAACGCACUAAAUCAUCAGGGGGCUCUAUCCGACGACCUAAUGCGCCCCCUCCGCCACUUCCUUCGGCAGCCGUACAGGGCUUGGCAGGAACACCGGACAUUCCGUUAUGUGAACAUGUGGACACGAUUCGUGCACAUCUGGUCGCUGAACAAAGGAGCAAUCUUAAAGAUAACAGAGGAAACGAGAGCUCUCUACUGGUGUAACCACAGCAUUAGCAGAAGAAACUUUUUCACGUCCAUGAAACACACGGCUCUCUCCUUGUCAGUCGCACCGUUGGAUGAAAUAAUAAUAAUAAUUAUAGAAGUACUAUUACAAUUGUGACAAUAUGAAUAGAAUCAUGAUCGUCAAUCUCAAGAUCCUCCACAUCCCGAUUAUGUGAAGUAUCGACAUGACGUCAUGCUUAUAUGAAGAGUCCUACAAUAUUUGAGAGGGCUACACACUAUACAACAGACCGGGACCGAUAACCGUUUAUCUUUCGAACAAUCAUGGGUAGAAUAAAAGCGGCCGACAAAAACGUUGAGCUGUUGAGAUAUAUAUGUGGAAAUAGGGCUAUGAGUAUGAAAUGAAUGUGUUGAACGAAUGUAUGACUAAUAUAUAUAUAUAUAUAUAUAUAUAUAUAUAUAUAUAUAUAUAUAUAUACGAGACACCCGUACAUACACACACACAAACGCGGCAUAUAUAUCCAUAUGACGGUAAAUAUAUAGAUAGUUCUGACACCUAGGGAGGUUGCAAGAGACGCGAAAUGAUACAAUGCCGGAGCGAGAAAACGACAUCUUGUAAUACGCAGCGCGAGUUUGCAGCUUGCCGUGAACAGCAUUAGUCAAGUCAUAUACAGCCAAAGCUCAAAUGGAUUGAUGUUAUAAAAGACAAAGAUAAUUCAUUGCAGGAAAUGAUGCAGCUUGCGCUUUUUUUAUGAAAAGAGAAGAUAGUUACGCGAUGCCAGUAUGUGCCGGACAAGUUAUGGACGUUUUGAUGAUAAAUGUGUGUUCGAGUGUUCAGGCGAUAUCCUAUGAAAUGCAUUUCAGCGCCACUUCCAGAUGAUGAGCCGCUAUCGCUGCCACUGUUGUUCACUCCAAAGUGAUAUAACACAUUCUAUCGCAGAAAAAACUGUCCGAAGGCGGUCGGACGUUAUUGAUGACGUCCUUCAUCAAUGACCUCUAACUAUAGUUAUAGAUCUAGGGUCGUAUAGUUAGCUAUAGUCAAAACUUUUGGGCGGAGUAAACCAUUUAACCAGAGUUAGUAACACAAUGAAAAUAGUAACAAAUUCACGACACACGAAGAAGACGUUAUUAUAUUGUAAAUGACAAUUAAGUAAAUUUUAUUGCUAUUGACAUUCGUGGAAACAGUUAUUCAUUAUCCCCCAGAAUGGUGCACGCUUGCUGAAUGAUUGACGUUAUUGUAUGUGGGUCUGACUGAUUGGGGGCUAUGAGUGUUUGGAUCCUCUUUGCCUGUAGGAAAACAACUUGAUCAAUAUCAAAGUUUGAUGCUGAUCAAAUUAAUACUUAAUAUAUCGUGAAUGAUAGUAUUUAAUAUUCUAAUUAUUGUUGCCUCACAGAGAUGAGUACUCGAUAGUACGUGUGACCAAGCCAAGCUAGUCGCAGGGAAAGGUCCGAUUAUGUUGCAUAGCGGCAUAUAAUAUUAAAAAUAUAUAAUAGUUGUAAGCUGCGUUUUGCAAUAACAAAAAUCAUAAACGAAAGAUCAAGUUCAAGGAAAUGGAAGAAUACAUAAGGAGAAAAAGCAAAUUCGAAGCAUAGAUGCUAAAAGGUGAACGAUCAGCUAGGCUGAUUUAAAAUGAAUUAAUGAGUAAGAAGUAAAAACAACAUUCAAUAAUGGACAAAAUAGUUGCAUACGAAACAUUAUCUCUAAAAUUUAGCAAGCGUACAUAAGAUCGGACGUAGUGAUCGGACUUUCCCAUCGGGAAUUUGUUGGACGUUAUUAGUAUUACUAUAUACCUACUUAUAACGUUUCUGCCACAACUAAGAUAGAAGAAAACUGUUUUUUGCAGAAAUGACCGUGGACUGACGAGUUAUUUUUUAGCCUACCAAUUGAAAUAAGUAUAAUAGUGCAUCUAUACGCUAAACAACUGUUUCCCGGAUCGCAGAUAUACUUGCGAACGGAUCCACAGAAAUUCAUGCUAUUGCUGUGGUAAUGACGACAAACAAACAAGGGUGGAAUACUGACAAAAAAUCGAGUCGCAUUCAAAAUAAAACGAUAAUUAAAGCCACGGAAAGGAGCGAGUUACAGAAAUGUGUAUCGUGUUUAUAUUUUUUCGUAUUAUAUAAUAUAUACAUACAAAUAUAUUAGGAUUAACUUAUUACAUCUUGUAUUUACAUUUUAUAUUAAUAGAGUGCGGAAUGAAACAGGAACAGGAGAAAUGAGAUGUAAGAAUAUGGACAUAUGGGCAUAGAGCAUCAUUAACGAAGGAAAGUGAAGCUGUGCAUGUAUGUUAUUACAAUUGCGAAACAAUGACAGUAUCGAGAUUCAAUAAAAUCGAAUAGAGACACCGCACCAGAUGAAUAACGAGGCAAAAAUAUUGAGCAGACGAAUUAUAAAUGAAACGACAUUACGGACAGGCCGAUUAUCCGUACGUUGAAUUGGUUCGGUUGUAUGAAAAGGUAACUAAAGUUCAGCGAUGUUCUCUGAGCAUACAUAUAUGUGUUUACUUUAAACGUGCGACGUAACAUGUGGAGGUAUUUGGAUCACUUUGCUUUGUAAUAUUACAUCGACUUCUCGUGCAGGUUGUAUCACAGUUAAUAACUUUACUAAACACUCGAUUGCUGUACUCAGGCUUACCUUCAUUUGUAAGUUAAAACUGGAAUUUGUUAAGAAUAUUAGAAUAAAUAUUCACCGCGUCUGUUAUCAUCCAAAAUUACAGAUGUUGCAAAUCGUA
Molecule: messenger RNA, 6238 nt
Organism: Varroa destructor (honeybee mite)
Lineage: Eukaryota; Metazoa; Arthropoda; Arachnida; Mesostigmata; Varroidae
Gene: Meltrin
Product: disintegrin and metalloproteinase domain-containing protein meltrin
Biological process (GO): membrane protein ectodomain proteolysis
Molecular function (GO): metalloendopeptidase activity
Source: RefSeq, a predicted model, not a curated record